Molecule: messenger RNA, 330 nt
Organism: Phanerochaete carnosa HHB-10118-sp
Lineage: Eukaryota; Fungi; Basidiomycota; Agaricomycetes; Polyporales; Phanerochaetaceae
Exons: 3
Source: RefSeq, a predicted model, not a curated record
AUGAUUGGCCGGGCCCUCACUCGACCCCCGCGCGUGCCAUCGCAGAGUCUCUCCCGAGCUGCCAGCCGUCGGCUCUCACACAACUCCUCAAAGCCUAGACACGACCCGCCCCAGGCGCACGAACCACCGGACCACCGCCGGUCCUGGUUCUGGACAGCACAGAGGCUCUCCAACUUUGUCGUCAUUCCUGCCGCAAUACUCUACUGCGUCUUCUUCGCAGACUAUGGAGAGAGUGAGCAUGUGUUCAGCCCGCCCAGAAGGUGGCUGCAACAUCAACGUGAUGCAUUCUUUUCUUUGACCCCCGAGGAGCGCAAACUAGCAGAUAAAAAG